Molecule: messenger RNA, 450 nt
Organism: Hibiscus syriacus
Lineage: Eukaryota; Viridiplantae; Streptophyta; Magnoliopsida; Malvales; Malvaceae
Product: auxin-responsive protein IAA20-like
Exons: 3
Coding region: 1-450 (149 amino acids)
Biological process (GO): regulation of DNA-templated transcription
Cellular component (GO): nucleus
Molecular function (GO): protein binding
Source: RefSeq, a predicted model, not a curated record
AUGGGUCGGGCAAUGGCUACCAGUUCUUCGUCUUCCAGCUACAGUACCGACCUCUUUGCUUUCUCAAGCACCGCUUCUUUCUCUUCCUCCUCCCAGAGGGACCUCAGCACAAAUCUUCACCUUGGUCUCAGAAUUUCGAUUAGCCCUCCUUAUGCAAUGUGUUUAUCUGGUCUUUUGAAUGUAAUAAAUGCUAUUGCUAUUAGAGUGGUGGUAGAAGAAGAAUACGAGUGCAACAACUCAACAUUCUUUGCCAAGGUUUACAUAGAAGGAAUUCCUAUUGGGAGAAAACUAGACCUGAUGGCUCACGAGAGUUACUAUGAUCUGAUAAGGGCUCUUGAGAACAUUAUCUGGGCAGAGGCAGAGGUGGAUGGAGAUAAGUGUGAGAAAUGUCAUGUGUUGACGUAUGAAGACAAUGAAGGGGUUUGGAUGGUGGUUGGUGAUGUUCCUUGA